Messenger RNA from Anopheles stephensi (Asian malaria mosquito), 4278 nucleotides. It is a transcript of the gene mxt, whose product is annotated as eukaryotic translation initiation factor 4E-binding protein Mextli. The record is from RefSeq and is a predicted model, not a curated record. Gene Ontology annotation, biological process: positive regulation of translation; regulation of formation of translation initiation ternary complex. NCBI's taxonomy places the organism in Eukaryota, Metazoa, Arthropoda, Insecta, Diptera, Culicidae. The transcript has 10 exons. The coding region runs from base 529 to 2544 and encodes 671 amino acids. Gene Ontology annotation, cellular component: RNA cap binding complex; cytoplasm. Gene Ontology annotation, molecular function: translation initiation factor activity; RNA binding; eukaryotic initiation factor 4E binding.
AACAUGAUGACGUUCCGCUGUCAAAAAGCUCUCUGCCGAAUGAAGUCAUCGCUUGACAGCAGCAGUUUUCGAUUAACCAUUGUUCGGGUUGUUGGAAAGUGUUUCGGGAUCAAAGAGGGGAGGAGGGCCAGCACAGCGAACAAUUCCGUCGUUUAUAUUUUUGUUUUCGUUCCGCUUACACCGCCGGAGCCGUCGUGUUUCGUUUCGCUUUUCCGCUGUCCAAUACGCGCUCGUGAGGAGGUGUGUAAAGGAGAAAAGUUGGAGCCCCGUAGGAAAUUGCGUUACCAUUAUUAGCACCGCCGCAGCCGGUCGCCGUCGUGCACUUUCGAAACGUGCCAGCGAGCUUUCCGUUUUCGUAAUUCGGCUCCUCCGGUGGAAGCAGCCGAAGGUGGAAAAUCGAUCGAGCCCGCCUUCAGCGAAGAUUCGCACCCACGGUUCAGUGCGUUCGACAGUUCGGUUUGGUGUGCCCCCCAGUCCACAGGUGGCAGUUUCACGUGCUCGUGAUCGCUCUCCCGCAGCACCGUAAACAUGUCGCAGAUGGGCCGCGCCGUCAAGAACCUGGAACCGCCACGUCCGUUAAAAUCGACGCUGAAGCAAUCGCACGUCCAUCUGCCGGUUUAUGAAGUUCAAUCAAUCGAAGAGCUCAUAACGCUGACGGAGAAUGUGGCCGCCAGCCUUGCGAGCGGCUGCAACAAUGCGGACGGUGUGAACGCACUGCUGGCCAAUCUGCGGCUGCACGGACCACAGCUGGAGAACGUAUCGAAGGAUACGCUGGAUCGUGCGCUGGUCAUCUUCCGCAAUGCGUCACAGGACGAGCGGCUGAACAUAAUGACGCGAUUGAAUCUGUUACAGCUAAUAGAGCUGCGCGCCAAAUCCUGGCAGGUUUCUGAUGGUGCAAACACCUACUACAAACACAAAGCUACAAAUGUGGAGCCUGACAUUUUGGCCGACCCGAACCUGCUGGGAUCCUCCCCGCCGAUGGGCCAAGCUGUGCCCGCGCUGGCACCGGGCGAGCUGAUACGGACCUCCGGCAAAUUCCCGAAACCGACGAAAAUACCCGGUAAAACAUACUGCAAGGACGAGAUCGUGAUUCGUAAUGCCGAUUCGGGAAAAGUAAUGGGAAUCAAGGGACGUAGAGUUCAUAUGAUUGAAGAACUGUCGGAAACUGUUAUUUCGUUCCAAAGAGUGGCUACCGGGGCAAAAGAACGGCUGGUUCAAAUAACUGGUCCUAACGAGGAGAAAAUCAAUUACGCAAAACAGCUGAUUGAAGACACUAUUCGUCGUAACGCGUCCCCGGUACGUUUGGACAAUUCCCAGGACGGAUCCUGCAGUUCUCUAGCGUCAUCCGGAUCGGAUGAAACGGUCCCGAGAAAGGAGGCAGGAUCGAACGCAAGAAGCGCCUUAGCUGGGGCGAUGGCAGAGAUGGCAGCGAACAAUGGUGGGGUGGGCACUACGAACGGGUUGGGCAGCUUCAUGUCCAACCAACAACCGUCGGUACCGGGCACGGGACCGGGUUCGGCGCUCAGUCUGAAUCUCAGCGGUUACUCCCAAACGGCACCGGCUGCCUACACGCAUCCGAAGCUAACACGCAACGGGUCCCAAAACAGUGGCCAGCAACGGAACAGUGCCGGUAACGGCGGGGGUCUGCUGCUGCACAGCUUCUCCACGAACGAUGCGUCACUGGGCGAGUACAAGUAUACGGUGAACGUGGGUCAGCAUAACCUUAAAAUAACUGGCGACUGUUUGGAGCUUGUGAAGGUGGCCAAACUGGUGCUGGAUGAUUACUUCAGCAGCAACGAAUUUCUGGCCUCGGUAGACAUGUGCUCAAGUUUCGAUCUACCGAACUCGCUUUCCUCGCCGGUGGGAGCAAUGCCUGGCCAACAUUCGCUCAUCACCGGCACACCGUUCGUGGACAGUGGCGUCGGAUUGAACAACAUCGGCUCCACGGUGCACGGCGAGCCGGGCAACAGCAGCAUCGAGCUGAUGGACGACGAUGUGUUUAUCGUCGAGGCGGGCUCUGGCUAUAAGCCGAACGAAGUGCAGAACAGCGGCAGCAGCGGUACGAUUUCAGCCAACAGCAACAAUGGUCUGAGCCGGUCUCGUCGGAGCCAUUUUUCGCGCAAGGAUAGUGCGGGCGAUGGGCUGAAGGAGACUGCACCGGCCACAGUGAAAUUGGAUUCGAACGCAGUGAAACGAAUCGAAUACGAACGGCUGAUUUACUACUCCAAGUCACCCUACUCGUGGGAUUUGCCUGCUGACUGGAAGCGUAUAUGUGAAACUCUUCCUUAUUUGGUAAAGAAUAAGGAUAUCGAAGAUCAAAAAAAUCGUUUUAACGGUGAGCAAUUUCUGGAGAUGAAAAAGCAGCAGGCAGCAGCAAAGGACAGUGGUAGCAGUGCCGCCGGCGUGCUGCAGCCACAGGGAACCACCACCAAUCCAGAAGGUGGUACCGAAGGUGCCGUACAGCAACCACCAACCAGCAGCAGCAGUGAUGGGGGGGCAACAGGCGCGGAAGAAACAGUCGUCGCUUCCUCGCCAUCAGCAUAACAGAUGGAUAAAACCCAGUGCAUAAACGGGCCCGUUUGGUUCGUCGAAACACACACUGUGACACGCUUCCGUGGAGCCAUUUAAACGAAGAAAAAAAUGGCAUAAUAGGAAGAGCAACCUAUCUGUUGUGCCUGUUGACGAAGACGACGCAAUUCGAAUGUUGUACGAAACGUGUGUGUGUGCGGGGUCCCCGCUAAUCUUAUCGCACCGCGUACGGUAAUCCUUUAUUCAUCUUCCCUUUUUUUAAGGUCCUAUCAACAAACUACAUCUAGCUGCUAGUGCGAAACUCAUUAACCUAAAAUCCUCUAUUAACAUUAACGAGAUUAUUAACAUUUUUUUCUUCUUCUAUUUUUACUGCAUUACUUCACCAAAAAACAAAAAUUAUAUAAAAUAAGUUCUUUUUGCUCCGAUGGAAGGGGGAGAGAGAGUAAGAGAGAUUCUUUUUUGUUUGUGCGCUGUUCAUCGAUCUUUUGAUUGAUCGGAGGAUGGGUGUGCCGGGCUUUGUUUGUUAGCUGUGGCUGAUGCCGCGCAUUAGUAGCCGGCCCUACUCUCAGAUGAGGUUGAAGCUAGCCACCGAAGAUGAUAUUACGAGGCCCGGGGUUUUCCCGCUUGGGUGGCGCAUUAACCGGACGGGAGCGGGCUCGUACUCGUGCAUACAGUGAUAUUUUCAUUACUUGUGGUUUUUUUUAUAUGCCAAAUAUUAAGGGACAGAACGAGUGAGGCAGAAAUCGUGAUAAUAACGACGAGAUGGGGUGCCGGGAUCCCCACGGCCCCUACAUAUUUAUCCCAUCCUUUAUUUAUCAUCCUUCAGCAGGGAGCAAGGAGCAGAAAAGGGCAGAGAUCUUUUUUUUUUGUUAUAUGGUGAUCGAGCGGGGCGCGCCUUACGCCGCCGAACAUUAGCGCGCGACGAUAGUUUAAUAAUAACAAAACAUUUAAUGUGUAUUAAUAACUUUCUAGUCUCAUCAAGGCAGGCAGGCAAACGGCAGGACUCAAAUCAAACUAAAACACGCCAGCAGUCGUUCGCAUCUCGCAACCACCGACUCGCGGCCCUCAAAAAGAAACGCUCGUAACGAAUUUGUGUUUUCUUUUUUGUGAUUAUUCUCCUAUUUAUUUACACAUGUUUCGUUUGCAAACUGUGUUGGAUGGAUCGAGAACACAACGGUUGUAAGCAAUUGUUUGUUUGUUUGCUUGUUUCUUUCCUGCUUCGCGUGACACACUCCUAACGCGUGAUUCAGUCGUAACGAAUUAAUUUUUUUGCUUUUCGAUUUUAUUUAUUGAUUAUUUAUACGUUUUCGUAAUUUUUUGAUAAAGCAUGCGUGCGUGCUUUGUUUGUUUUUUUUUUUUGUUUCGUUUUUGUUUGUUAAUUACCACACACACACAUUAAAACCAUGGGUAGAGGAGUUUCGGCUUUUCUCUUCCCAUAUUCUCAUAUCCAUUAUUACUGCUAAUAAUGAUACCCGACCGGUGUUGUGCCGGAGGAUAGUUAGUAAAGCAAUAGGAAAACAACGAUUAAUAAGAAAGAAAACAGGAAAGAGGAACAGGAACAGGCUUGUGUUUUGCAUAAGGCUAUACACACAGAGCUGCUAGUAGUAGGACACGGAAGGGCCACCGAAAGGGGCAGACAGGAAUAAAGUUGUGGCGCUUACAUUUAACUUUUAUCCCCCCAUACACACAUACCGAUUCUAACGGAAAGCAAAAACCCAUGGAUAAUAAAAACACACACACACACACGUA